Clunio marinus is the source of this 201-nucleotide messenger RNA. The record is from the annotation of a GenBank genome assembly. Lineage: Eukaryota; Metazoa; Arthropoda; Insecta; Diptera; Chironomidae.
AUGAAAUCAUUUAUCUCCCUUUUUUUCUCUGGUAGUUUCGGUAUCAUAAUCAACGACAACAUUAAUGAAGCACAUACAAAAAAGAAACGAAUUGUAAAGUUUAGUAACAACGAAAGACAAAUGUGCGCUUGUGCAAUGCAAACGAAACCCGGAAAAUUCUUUAAUGCCACGCUUUUACUUCCUGAUCUCUCCAACUCCUAG